Molecule: messenger RNA, 1588 nt
Organism: Xenopus tropicalis (tropical clawed frog)
Lineage: Eukaryota; Metazoa; Chordata; Amphibia; Anura; Pipidae
Exons: 10
Coding region: 131-949 (272 amino acids)
Source: RefSeq, a predicted model, not a curated record
UCUGCAGUUCAGUGGGAAUCUCUUACUGGACAACAUGACAGACAGGAUAAACAAGAAAUCUCAGGUGAGGGAAACACUGAAAAAAGUGUGUACUUGGUUUACAUAAUUCAGUGGGGGACAGCACAGCAUAAUGUGGGACGAAGACAUGGACAUAGACCACAGUAGUCUUUCUACAAUGUCAUCUAGUGGUGUCAAAAAAGGAAAAUAUACAUAUUCCCAUGUUUCCUCCAACGAAAGCAAAGAUUCUAGAGAUGCGUUCAUAUGUAUGAAUGAGCUGCAAUCCAAUAACGUGCUGGCAAGUUGGAUUAUAGAGAAGAGUAAAUUCCAAAACCACAAUGGAGAAUUUCCCUUAUUUACUAAGGGGCUGCUCCCAGUUAGAAAGGACGAGCAGCUGUCAGGUCAGGCCUCACUCCAGAGCCUGAAGCCAUCAAAGGCAGGGAGGAAAGGACAGCUUUUCUGCAGACGAGAGCAAUCACACAAAUACCUGAGGGCCAGCGCAUCUAACUCAUGCGUAAAUGACCUCUGUAUCGAUCUGAAGCCACAAAUUACAACAUACACAGUCCAAUCUGGCAGGCCGACAAGAUCUAGUCUUUUACGGUCUGCACAUCAAUCUGCAUCCUUAAGUAGAAACAUUCCAAUUCAGCAUGAGCGAUUGUCUGCUGAAUCAUCUCCAGGAAGAGCUUCUAGAGAAAGAAGAGGGCUGCAAGUGAUGUCUACCUCGCUUGGAGAGACAGUCCAUUCCUUUCUGGUUGGAGCUCGAUAUAACAGGAACUGCAUUGAUUCUCAAGCCUUUCAGAAAUAUGGGCUAUUUGUUUCCAGAAGGCAACCAGGAGUCUCGUUUCUUACUAACAGCAAAAUAGAUGGUCAGAUGACAAUCCAGAGGCAAGAAGAUGAAGCUGUAACUGAACAAGAAACUCAAGUAAAUGAACCGGACAUGAAUCCCAGAUGAUCUGCUCCAUUUAGUACAGUACUAACCCUGCCUUGGGGGCUCCUGAUGGCCACUGGAUGAUGUACAAGCAAAGGUAGAGAAAAAUAUGUAAUUUUCGUUGUUCAAGAAUGAAAAUAAGGUCAUUUCUGCACACUGUGGAAAAUUACAACAGUGGGAAUCUGAAAUGCAAACAAAAUCAACCCCUAAGAAGUUUCCUAAGGAUAUCCAUCAUUGUCAAAUCCUCUUUGCUGUAUAACCAUUGUAGGACCAGAGAAAAGCGUGCCGACUGCUAGAGAUAUUGUUUUCUUAAUCCAAAUAUUAACCUAUGAGUUUCUCCUCUGAAUGUAACUGUAAACACAUUUCAACGUAGAUACAAUAAACAUUAAUCAAUUCCAGACAAUAAUUAUCAAGGGCUGAAACAGUGCAUUUUAUUUAUUCUUUUUAAAUAAACAAAAAUUAUUGUGAAGUUACAUGAACAAACAUUAUUCUAAAAGCAGUACUGACCGUCGUAUGAGAGCAGAUAAUUAGAGAUGUUUUAAUGCUCUAAAAAGUCGUCUCAAAAGCUGUGGGCUUGGUGGUUACCAAAGUCAAAUAAAGUGGAUGGGCUCAAGAAAUAAAAAAAGGUGAGAAUGGGAUCCCUUACCUGGAAACCCAUUAUCC